Messenger RNA from Pochonia chlamydosporia 170, 1638 nucleotides. RefSeq names its product MFS transporter. The record is from RefSeq and is a predicted model, not a curated record. The transcript has a single exon. NCBI's taxonomy places the organism in Eukaryota, Fungi, Ascomycota, Sordariomycetes, Hypocreales, Clavicipitaceae. Bases 1 to 1638 code for a protein of 545 amino acids.
AUGGCUCCAGAAUCAUCGCCUGCAAAGAUUGAAAAAGCAUCAGGGAGGCUCACCGCCGACGAAGACGGCUACACCCGGCUGCACAUCACCCCGUUGGACCAGGAGCUCGUGAAGAUCGUCAUCCCGGCUGCUGUGCUCCCUAGCGCUCGCAACAUCUCCUUCCACUCGAUUGACACAUUCCCCGAGAAGCGAUACGGAUACGUCGACCUGCCUCUCAUGGAGGCUGAAAAGUUGAAAAAGAAGCUCAAUGGCACUACGUUGAAGGGCUUGAAGAUGCGCAUUGAGAAGGCUCGACAGGAGGAGAGAAUCGAGCCCACGGGCCACGAGGAUGCCGAGAAGAAAAGCAAGAAGAGAAAGUCAAAAGAUGAACCUGAGAGUUCGAGGAAGAGGAAGCGCGAUCACAAUGUGGUAGAAGGAGUUACCCUCAAGGAUCGAAAAGUGAAGCGUGGAUGGACAGAAUCCGCAGACACAAAGCGGAAAAACAAGAUGAGCAAGGAUAAAUCUACCAAGGACAAGGAAAAGGACAAGAGGAAACAAAUAAAGUCGAAAUACACGGAGCAAGACGAGUGCCUCCUCAAGACAAAGCUGCCGCCUAAUGCUGUCGGUAACUUGCCCGCGGCUGAUGCGUACAAGAAGAAAAAGAAGAAGGGCAAUGCGCGAGAAAUUACAGUCCACGAGUUUGAAAAGACGACCAAAUUUCCAAGUUUUUUGAAAAACUCGGUACCGGAAACGAAUGGCAAGCCGGCAGUUGAGUUUCUUCAGGGCAAAGGCUGGGUCGAUGAGGAUGGCAACGUUAUCGAGGUUGUGAAGCAGAAAGAGCUGCCAGCAGCCACGCCAAAGCGAAAGGAGGCUGCAAAGGCGAAGGUUGUCAUACAGGAGGAGUCAGACGACGACACCAGCAGUAGUGGGACAUCAUCAGAAGAAGAUGACGACACCUCUGAUUCAGAUGUAUCUGAAAACGCAGACACCAAGGAGGCCGAUAUCAAACAGGAUAAUGACGACAAUACCUCGGAGGAAGAAGACACCAGCGGCGAUGACUCUGCCGACGAAGAGCAAGCACCAAGCUCCCCCAGCAAAGCCGACGACUCAAGACCACUCUCCUCCAGCUCCUCCAAAAGCCUGACAAUCAAGAUCCCACCACCCACCACCCCUUCAGCAACCAAGGUCCAUCCCCUAGAAGCGCUCUACAAACGUGUCCAACCCGCCGAGACCACCACCCAAACGCUAGCUCAGGAGCCCCAACCGUUCAGCUUCUUCGGAGGUGAUGCCGAAAACGACGACAUCGAGGACGAACCCGCUGGCGCCCCCAUGCCCAUGACCCCAUUCACGCGACAAGACUUUGAAUGGCGCAACGUCCGAAGCGCUGCGCCGACCCCCGACACCGCUCACCCAAGUCGCAUGAAGAAUUUUUGGGCCCCUCAGGAUGAUGAUGCGGAUAUGGACGACGUAGCUGAAGAAGAGGAAGACGAUGAGGAUGAAGGCACUCCUGCCCAGGCGCAAGCUGGAUCGAGUGAUUUCCAGACGUGGUUCUGGGAGAACCGACGGGACUUGAAUAAGUCGUGGAUGACUAGGCGGAAGAGCGCUGCCAAGGAGAAGAGGCAUAGGGAGAACAAGGCGAGGGCAUCGAAGGCGAUUUAG